Myxocyprinus asiaticus (Chinese sucker) is the source of this 544-nucleotide messenger RNA. Its product is annotated as cytochrome c oxidase subunit 6C-1-like. The transcript has 4 exons. Lineage: Eukaryota; Metazoa; Chordata; Actinopteri; Cypriniformes; Catostomidae. The coding region runs from base 160 to 396 and encodes 78 amino acids. Gene Ontology annotation, biological process: mitochondrial electron transport, cytochrome c to oxygen. The record is from RefSeq and is a predicted model, not a curated record.
AGUGGUCCAUCUCUGCUAUACUAUCUCUGUUUGAACAUCCCCCAGACACUUCGCUCCCAUGUCUUUUGUCCUUUGCCAGUCGCUGUAGACAGGGCCGUCAUAAACGCCAUCGCAUCAGACACCGGACGUUUGCAUUGCUGAAGGUCGUGAACUACGCGGAUGGCAAUGUCACUCCCAAAGCCAGCAAUGAGAGGCCUCCUGGCCAAGCGUUUGAGGUUUCAUUUGCCCAUUGCAUUCGGUCUUUCCCUGCUUGCUGCAGCCGCCUUCAAGUUCACUGUAACAGAGCCCCGGAAACGGGCCUAUGCUGACUUCUACAAACAGUACGAUGCCAUGAAGGAGUUCAAUGCCAUGAGGGAAGCUGGUGUCUUUGAAAGUGUUAGACCCUCAGGAGAAUAAAGUGAUAUGUGAAAGGCCCUAUAAAUAUUUUGUUUCCCCCCUGCAUUCCUGGUCUACAACUGUGUCUUUAUAAGAUUACCGGAUAUGAACAUUGAUGUCUGAUGUUCUCAUGAAUAUUCAAAUAAACUAUUGACAGCUUCAAUCACAA